This is a messenger RNA of Oncorhynchus mykiss (rainbow trout), 2588 nucleotides long. RefSeq names its product thioredoxin-like 1 (gene txnl1). NCBI's taxonomy places the organism in Eukaryota, Metazoa, Chordata, Actinopteri, Salmoniformes, Salmonidae. The record is from RefSeq and is a predicted model, not a curated record.
UGUGAUUUUGUUUUAGCUGUGGUGUUGACCACGCCCUGCUCGGUUUUCAUUGGUUUAAUGGCCAACCUUCGUCAAGGCGCUUCAGCAAAGUGUGUGAUUCCACAGAAGAGUUGAGUUUGGACAGUGUGUCCUUACACCCGUGUGACACUAUUUUGUAUAUAAUCUGUCAUAAAUUAGAUACAUAUUUAGAGCUGUAAAAAUGGUCGGGGUAAAAGUAAUCGGGAAUGAUUCAGAAUUCCAACCUGAACUAGCAGACGCCGGAUCAAGGCUUGCGGUGGUGAAGUUCACAAUGGCAGGGUGUCGACCCUGUGUCAGGAUAUCCCCUGCUUUCAACAUGUUGAGUAACAAGUACCCUCAUGUCAUUUUUCUCGAAGUGGAUGUACACGUCUGUCAGGCAACGGCUGCCGCCAACAACAUCUCUGCCACGCCGACGUUUUUGUUUUUCCGUAACAAAGUGCGCGUCGACCUCUAUCAGGGUGCCGAUGCCUCAGGACUAGAGGAGAAGAUCAAGCAGCAUGUAGAAAAUGACCCUGGAAGCAACGAGGACUCUGACAUUCCCAAGGGAUAUAUGGACCUGAUGCCGUUUGUGAACAAAGCUGGCUGUGAGUGUCUAAAUGAGAGUGACGAAAGCGGCUUUGAAAACUGCUUAGUCAAGGACACCACCUACCUGGAGUCUGACUGUGAUGAACAGCUCCUAAUUACUAUGUCCUUCAACCAGCCUGUCAAGCUGUUCUCCAUGAAGCUCCUGUCCUCUGACUUCGCCCAGGCACCAAAGUGUGUGAAAAUCUUCAUUAACCUUCCUCGCUCCAUGGACUUUGACGAUGCUGAGCGUAGCGAGGCCACCCAGACCCUGGACCUGGCAGAGGAGGAUUUCAAGGACGACGGACUGAUCCCACUGAGAUACGUCAAGUUCCAGAAUGUCCAGAGCGUCACCAUGUUUGUGAAGAACAACCAAGGGGAUGAAGAGACAACGAAAAUCAAUUACCUUACUUUUAUCGGGACCCCUGUACAGGCAACGAACAUGAAUGACUUCAAACGGGUUGUGGGCAAGAAAGGAGAGAGUCACUGAUGAGGAAGAGAGGAGGAGAAGACUGCCCGUAUUGCUGCGACGAUCCCCCCCCCAGGACUUAGCCUCUUGUCUGUCUGCCAAAGCUGCCACUAGGAGGGGUUAGGGUCUACUCCACUUUAACACAACACAGACCAACCAAAAUCUGUGUUCCAAAUUGCACCCUAUUCCCUUUUUAAAGUACGCUAUAUAUUUUUUGGGGGGGGGGACCUGAUAUCCAUCCUGAAGUCUGGCUUUGAUCCAGAGGUGUCAGUGGUCAAAAGUAGUGCAAAAGUAGUGCAUUGUAUAGGGAGUCAUUUGGGACACACGCAUCAACCUAACGUUUAUACGAGUUUGUGCUCCUCUGUUCUGCCGGUGAAAUGACAAGGCAACUCGCUCAAUUCAUUUAAAAAAAAAAAAAAACUUUUUUUUUUUAAUUGUAAUUCCGACAAACACUGUAAAUAAACACAAUCCUUUUUCAAAGGUACAGUUGGUAUUUCAUGUCUCUUGAAUUUUUAGAAAAGUUUAAACAAAAAUCUUCCUAACCACCAUUCACAAAGACGAGGAAAAUGGAGUUCCCAGGGUACGUCAUGUUUUCUCCUGCUGGAGUUCCUGUUAUCUAUUGUAAAAAUAUUGCAGAGUUCCGGGCACCGAAAUGUACCAGUCGUCUUCAAGCACUGAUCAUCCCCGUGGACAUGACUAAGUCUCCUGCAAAAAGGGAAGAAUCCCAGGUGAAGGAGUUUGACGGUAGCAGCAUCUCGAGCACCAACAGGUGCGUUGAGUCCACUUCUGAAUGGGGACGAGGAUGAUGUAAUGACAUUUUUUGACCACACCGUGUCACCAAAGGCUUUGCUAUAACGUCUUACACAAUCCAUGGGCGCCCACCGCACUUCAGAGAGCUCUUGGUUUCCGCUGAACGGUUGAUUUCAUCAGAAAUACGGGCUCUGUUAUAUUUGUCCUCUUUCUGAAUUUUUGGGGAAACAAUAUUUGCGAGAGGUGAUUUCAGUUAAUUAUGAGAGAUUUUUUUUUUUUUUACAAUAAUUCUCUUCAGAUUUUGUAUAAACAUAACAUACAGAAAUUCCAUGAUUUUUUUUUUUGCAAUUACACAGGAUCUCUUGGUAAUUAAUUAACAUUUCUACCGUGGAUACAAAAAAAAAGAUGUUGCUGGGGAUAUUUUUUAAUUUGCAUUUAAAAAACAAAUAUUGAUAUGUUUAUUUAUAUUGUUAAAAUGAAAAGUGGUGUAAUUAUUCUUUAAGCUGGGACAACACUGUGUUAAUAUAACAGAGAAUUGUUGACGAUGCUACUCCUAAUCAAACCAAGAUCAAGGCUGCUAGAUGACUAAAUUAGUUUUUGUUAUAAACUCAUUUAGGCUUGUGCAUUUAUUUUAAUUCUUGGCACUUUCUGUCUGUUAAUUUACGAUAAACAUAAUUUACCACAUUGAGAAAAAUCCUUGUUAUUUUUGAAAAAUCGAUAAUCUGCAUCGGCAGUUAAGGCCUAUUUAAAAAAUAAAAUAAGCAUUUUACCAAAUAAAACAUUUCUCUGA